AUGUCAACGACGCCUUCACCCCCGACUUCGACAACAACUCCGCGCAAGCGUAGUUUUUCGGUUCAGGAUGGAGAGCCCGGCAGCAAGCGCCAGAAGACCGACGCACAAACGCCCGCAUCCGCCGCCGCCGCCGCCGAUGACGAGCCGCUACAGGCCUGCGCGACCAAGGUCACUAUUCCUUCUCUUGAUUACCAGGCCAAGAGUGGUCUCGAACGCAGUAUUGGACUGGCGCUGCAGCACGUCGGCUUUGAUGCCGCUACCCCCGAGGCCAUGGAGAGCUUCUUGGGGACUGUAGAGAUCUACAUGGCCUCUUUCAUCGAAGAUCUCAAGCGCGUCUCUCUUUCCGCGCGCCGCGAGCAGCCGACGCCCGCCGACUUCGAGUCUACGAUGCGACGCUUCACCCUCAAGACCAAGGCGCUCAAGCCUCAUAUCCGCCACCCCGUGCCAAAAGCUAAACUCGAGACGGGCUACUUCAAUCCGUUGAUCGAAGACCCAGACGCCUACACAACUUUGCCACUCCUCGGCGAGGAACUGAGCGGCAAGCCGGAAAAAGAAGCCAAGGCGUACAUUCCCAAAUCCUUCCCCGAUUUCCCCAGCAAGCACACCUACAAGUACACGCCCCAGGAGGACGACAGCGGGCGGGACCCACAGAAGACAAGAGAAGAAGCGGCCAAGGCAUCCAAGCAGGGAGAGGAGGCCCUCAGGGGGUUGGUACGGGCGGCAAAGGUUCGGAAGCAAAAGGAAAUCAGGUCGUUGUCGGAGCGUGAUCCAAUGACCAAAGAGCGCUACUCACUUUGGGCAGCCGCUAUGGAGGGCUUCGUUAAGCAGGAAGGCGGCGCAACAGGGCAGCUCGAGAUUGCCGAUCAUAGCAUGAUUGUCAACUCAGAUGCGCGGUAUCUGCGCAGGGAGGUACAGCGACAGAGCAAACGAGCCGCUGGUCAAGGGUAG
Molecule: messenger RNA, 948 nt
Organism: Colletotrichum higginsianum IMI 349063
Lineage: Eukaryota; Fungi; Ascomycota; Sordariomycetes; Glomerellales; Glomerellaceae
Product: Bromodomain associated protein
Exons: 2
Coding region: 1-948 (315 amino acids)
Biological process (GO): transcription initiation at RNA polymerase II promoter
Cellular component (GO): transcription factor TFIID complex
Molecular function (GO): protein heterodimerization activity
Source: RefSeq, a predicted model, not a curated record